Molecule: messenger RNA, 2632 nt
Organism: Grus americana (Whooping crane)
Lineage: Eukaryota; Metazoa; Chordata; Aves; Gruiformes; Gruidae
Gene: HYAL3
Product: hyaluronidase 3
Exons: 3
Coding region: 933-2534 (533 amino acids)
Biological process (GO): carbohydrate metabolic process; hyaluronan catabolic process
Cellular component (GO): acrosomal vesicle
Molecular function (GO): hyalurononglucosaminidase activity
Source: RefSeq, a predicted model, not a curated record
GCCCUGAGCUGGUGAUUAAAAGCAGUGCGGGCAGCAGCUGCCCGCCCUGGUGCUGCCUGCCUGCCUGCUAUUCUUCAGGGCUGGCACCAGCUCCCCCAGCCUCCCCAGUUUACCCUGGCCCCAUUGCUGGGGUGGGCUGGCAGGGAGACGGUCCCCAUGCCCUGCCCGGGCACGCUGGCUCCACUCCCACGUGACCCCCAGCUCACCUGGCCCUGGGACCACCAGUGUGGCAGGGAGCCAGGCCUACCUCAGGCAGUGGGGCUGGGAGUGGUCCCAGGAGUGCCGCCCAGUCCCACCAGUGUCUCGUCCACCCAGGGGACUCGCUGUGGGGCGGCUGGGGCUGACGGCACGCUGUGUCCGCCAGCAUGGCUGUCACUCUCACCGCUGAGCAGCCUGGGGAAACUGAGGCAUACUACGGCUGGAAGGGCACCAGGGCGAGUAGGGCAGGGUGGUGCGAGCUGCAGGGUCCCCUCAUUGCACUGUGAGGGGGGCAGGCGGCCCAGCCAUCCCUCUCCUCCUCCCCCCCCACCCCCCCGAGGCAGCCGGCGGCAGCCAGGGCCAAAGGCACGGUAGCGGGAAGGUCAGGGAGAGCGGCUGGGCCCCGCGCCGGGGGAUUAGUGCUGUCCUUGCUGCGUCAUGCAGCCCCCGGGCCCAUCCCUUGUCUAAUCCCCUCGCCCCAGGCAGCUGGCCGGCACCGGGCAGGGCACCCGGCCCCCUCUGGCUCUGCCUGGGCUGGGGUGGACGGAGCUGCCCCUUUGACUCCAUCAUGCCUCUUGGGGGGGCUCAGCCCCUCAGCAGGGCACCUGGCCUGGCUCGGCCCUGCUACAAAAUAGGGAAGAGGGGGUCACAGUGCCCCCACUACAGGCAGGGGUAGGAGCUGGCAGGGAAACUGAGGCACUGGGGUCAGCAGCUUGCAGUGCCACAGCAGAGCCAUGCCAUGGCUGUGGUGGUGCAGGCAGGGGCUCUGGGCACCGCGGUGCAGCAGGCAAAGGUGCCCGCUGGCAGCACUGAGGCAGGAGGUGUCUGAAACCCCCAAGUUUGCUCCGUCCCGUGGGAUUUUGGGGUGGGCAGCACAUGCCUGUGGGACAGCACGGCCCCGGUGGCUGAUUCUAGCCCACCACCUGCCCUGCCACCUCAUGCCCACCACUCUCCUUUCCCCGCAGGGUGCCGGCCCCGCAGGCAGCCGGCGACGCAGGAUGGUGCUGGCACUGGCACUGUGGGCCUGCCUGGUGCUGGGCAUGGCCGGCGGGGACAGCCCGGCACCGGAGCCCCUGGUGGGCGGCCAGCCCUUCGCUGUGGUGUGGAACAUCCCCACUGGCCGCUGCCAGCGCCGCUUCGGUGUAGGGCUGCCCCUCGGCGACUAUGGCAUCGUGGAGAACCGGGAUGGCCGCUUCGCCGGCCAGAACAUCACCAUCUUCUACAAGAACAAGUUUGGGCUGUACCCCUACCUGUCGCGGCAGGGCAUCCCCCAUAACGGGGGCAUCCCCCAGCGGGUUCCCCUCAGCGCCCACCUUGCCAGGGCAGCUGGGGACAUCCGCCGCCUUCUGCGCCCCGCUUUCCACGGCCUGGCGGUGGUGGACUGGGAGGAGUGGAGGCCCCUCUGGGCCCAAAACUGGGGGGCCAAGCGGAUCUACCGGGCGGCCUCGGAGCAGUGGGUGCGGGACCAGCAUGGCCUCCUGCCAGCGCGGCGUCGGCUCCGGCUGGCCCGGCGAGAGUUUGAGCAGGCAGCGCAGGCUCUGAUGGAGGAGACGCUUCUGCUGGGCCAGACCCUGCGCCCGGGGGGGCUCUGGGGUUUCUACCGCUUCCCCGACUGCUUCAACGGCAACUGGGCCAAGGAGGCCAACUACACCGGGCAGUGCCGGCCGGCAGAGGUGCAGCGCAACAACCGGCUGGGCUGGCUCUGGGCCGCCUCGGCCGCCCUCUACCCCAGCAUCUACCUGCCACCGGCGCUGCCGCCUGCCCUGCGCCACCGCUACGUGCACCACCGGCUGCGCGAGGCCCUGCGCGUGGCCGCGUUUGGGGCUGACGGCCUUCUGCCCGUGGUUGCCUACUCCCGCCUCUCCUUCCGCCGCUCGCCCCGAUUCCUGGAGCCGGCUGACCUGGUGCACACCAUCGGGGAGAGCGCAGCGCUGGGUGCGGCCGGUCUCGUGCUCUGGGGAGACAUGUCAUACUCCCACUCGGCUGAGAGCUGUGCCAGCCUGCGCCACUACCUCGUGUCCACCCUGGGUCCCUAUGUGGCUAACGUGACGGCGGCAGCCCGGGAGUGCAGCUAUGGGCAGUGCCACGGGCAUGGGCGCUGUGUGCGCCGGCAGCCCCACGACCUGGGCAGCCUCCUGCACCUCGGCCCUGGCGCCAGCCCACUGACUUCUUUCCGCUGCCACUGCUACCACGGCUGGGCCGGCGAGGACUGUGCCCGACAGGUCCAGCCCAGCCCUGCCACCUCCUGCCUGGCACCCACCCACGCUCAUGAUCUCUACGGGCACAACCUCCUGCCCUCUGACACCUGCCUACCACGGGGCACGUGGGGCUGGUGACCAGGGCUGGGGACCACUGUGGUCCCCUAACCCGGCAGCACUGCUACCCAGCACUUCCUAUGGUCUCGUUAACUUAAAUAAAUCCUCCUGGCACAGCU